GGAGUCCUCUCUCUCACCCACACACAACACACACUUCACCUGGCACUAGCACACAUCCUCCUGCAGAGAAGCUCAGUCCCAGUCCUCUGUUGCUGCUCGAGCGAGGAGCCUGCCGGUGAUCGGACUGUCGCCUGAAGUGAGGAGGCCGAUCGGGCGUUGAUUCGAUUUUACAGCCCAGUCACUCUCUCUGAAGCUCCGAUUAGUUAGCCAAGGGAAGAAGAAGAAGGAGAGGAGGAGUAGUGAUGGCUGUGACCGACAUUGCAGAGGAUGACCUGGAUGAGAUGAUGCGCGAGGAAGCGGAGGAUGUCUUCUCAGAGGACGGAGUGUCGUCCCGCGUCCCAGAGAUCAUGGCGGCCGGUACCCACUCCCCUGGAGGGCCCAAUGGCAUAAUCCGGAGUCAGUCCUUUGCCGGGUUCAGCACACUCCAAGAGAGACGCUCUCGGUGUAACUCCUUCAUGGGGAACUCUGCGGUGCAAAAGAAGCCCCAGUCCAAGCCAAAGAAGCCCCACCUGUCGGGACACAAGGGGGGCAGCAGCUCCAGAGAGCCACAGCCCAAAAGACUGGAGGAGGUUUACACGGCACUCAAACAAGGCCUAGAUGAAUACCUUGAAGUUCAUCAAACAGAGCUUGACAAACUUAUGUCUCUGAUGAAGGACAUGAAGAGAAACUCUCGCCUGGGAGUGCUGUAUGAUCUUGACAAGCAAAUCAAAACCAUUGAGAGGUACAUGAGACGUCUGGAGUUUCAUAUAAGUAAGGUGGAUGAGCUGUACGAAGCCUUCUGCAUCCAGAGUCGUCUGAGGGAAGGUGCAAGCCGGAUGAAACAGGCCUUCUCUACCUCUCCCUCCACAAAAGGCACUAAGGAGAGCAUCGCAGAGGUCAACCGCCGCUACAAGGAAUACACUGAGAAUAUGAGCACAUUCGAGAGUGAGCUGGAGAACCUGCUCGGCGAGUUUCACAUCAAAAUGAAAGGUUUGGCAGGCUUUGCAAGGCUCUGUCCUGGAGACCAGUAUGAGAUUUUUAUGAGGUAUGGACGCCAGCGGUGGAAGUUAAAGGGACGGAUUGAAGUGAACUCCAGACAAAGUUGGGAUGGAGAAGAGAUGGUGUUCAUGCCCCUAAUCACUGACCUCAUCAACAUCAAGGUUACAGAGCUGAAGGGUCUUGCCACUCACAUGCUGGUGGGCAGCGUCAUCUGUGAGACCAAGGAGCUGUUCACCGCCAUGCCUCAGGUGGUCGCUGUGGACGUCAACGACCUGGGGACCAUCAAACUCAACCUUGAAGUCACCUGGUAUCCAUUUGAUGUUGAGGACCUGACGCUGUCAUCUGGAAACGUGAGCAAAGCCACUGCGCUUCAGAGACGAGUGUCUGUCUACAGCCAGGGCACGCCAGAGACCCCCACCUUCCAGGACACCUCCUUCUUUGCCACUUUACCAGAUGACGUGUUUGAGAAUGGUGGCUGUGGCGUGGCCGAGUGCAAGCGUCUCUCCUUCACCUUCUCCGACACCUCUGGUUCCACACCAAGCCCAAGCCCUGCCCCCAGCUCCCACUCUCAAAGCCAGUCCAACCCAGAAAUCACUGUCACACCUCCAGAAACAGAUCUACUGCCUACACAAAUCCUCCCAACAAGGGAGGACUCCAUUGCAGAGGAACAUUUAGAGGAAGAGGAGGAAGAGUAUGAAGAGGAUGGAGAGACGGGGAGCAGAGGGAGUAGGGGGACCAGCGGCAGCCUUGCCAGUGAUGAAGCUGAGGUGGCAGAGGACUCAGAGUGGGAGAGAACAGAGUCGCAGAGAAACUCUGGCUCCAACUGUGGAUCGACUGCUCCAUCUCUCUGCUCUGAUGGUCACCUCUCUACGGUGGCUCCUGAGGACGUUUUCUUAGACCACAAUGAUGAACUCAAACCUGUGGAGCUGGACACAGAGGAGGCGGGAAGUCUGACCCGGCAGCUCGUGAAGAGGCUGACGUCUUCAGAAAUUGUGCCAGCAAGUGGGAGCUCUAGCGAGGGGGGAGGAGGCAGUCUGAGCUGGGCUGGAGAGGGGAGCAGGGCCUUCCUGGAGAGCAGUCUGGAGGAGGCUAUUCACAGCCUGCUGAUGAGGCUCGAGUCACUGACCCACCGCUGCAGAGAGCUACAGGACCUGGAACAAGAAGUGAUGCGCCUGGAGGACCUGCUAAAGUGUCGUCUCCCGGGUCACAGGAGCCGCUCCUCCAGCCUCAGUCUCACCGUGGAGAGCGCUUUGGAGAGCUUUGACUUCCUCAACACGUCUGACUUUGAUGAUGAGGACACCGGAGACGAUAACGCCAUCCUCAGUAUCGCACAAAGGUCGCCGCUCUUUGAUGCAGACGGAGAAAGAAUCGGUGUGCAGCAUCCAGAAGCCAGAGGUCACCUGAGUGAAGCUUUGACAGAGGACACAGGAGUGGGAAACAGCGUAGCAGGAAGUCCCCUCCCUCUAACAACUGGAAACGAGAACCUGGAUGUAGCCAUUGUCAUCCACCUUCAGUACUGCAAUCACCUCAUUCAGUUGUUGACAGGUGGGGUAAGUGUGUGGCAGCGUCGCAGUCUCCUCCUCAAACUCUCAACACAGACUCAGCUGUUAGAGGAGCUAGCAGAGAUCAGCGUGGACAGACUUGGAGCCAUCACAUCAGCUGCUGACGUCCUCCCAGGCCUGGCCGAGCGCCCGCAGCUGAUGACUCUGUGGUCAGAGUGCAGCGGGUCUGCAGGACUUUUCCACACUACGCUGGAUCGAGUGUUCAAACACAUGAACCAGCGCUAUACAGCGGUGCUGCAGGAGAGACACCCACACAGCGCUCACACAGUGAUCGGAGUCGUGGUGGGUGAGAUGGUGGACAGGAGCGACCUGGUGAUGGCACACAGUCCUACUGCUGCUCUCUCUCAGGACGUCCUGACAGUGUUUCAGUUCCACAGCUACAUCUUACAGCAUGAAGUUCAGGACAUGGAGACACACCUGCUGCACCUGGCCAGAGAGGAGGUGUUUGCAGAGGCUCUGCACAGAGACUCUUCCUGCUGUCUAGCAGAGAUGGAGGAGGUGCCCGUCUCCUCUCUGUGGCCUACCACCAGCACCCUGAGGGCCCUGGCCUCCCUGCUCACGGCGGAGGACCCUCAGGUCAACAAGGCAGCAGCCGACUACCUCUCUGCUGGAGCAUCGCGCAGCCAUUUCAGGAACAGAGCGGUGGAGUGCUACACUCAAGCGCUGUCAGAGGCUGGAGGUCAGAGCCAGAGGGCGGCCUGUUCAGCUCUGAGCUGCCUGCAGGCCGUGGAGAGCAUCAGGGCAGUUGUAGCACUGUGUGACUCAGCAGAUGAAGAGCUUCGCCAUGUUGCCAUAGAAACCCUGCUCACAUUUGGUGAGGAGGGGCGACUGGCGUACGAGCAGCUCGACACAGUGCCGGGGGAAAUGAUCCGUCUGGGCACACGGCGAGGGAAUGCCGUCACCACUGCCUUCUGAGCCACUGUGCCACCAAACAAAACAUCACAAAUAACAUCUCAGCCCAACCUCUGAGGACAGCACUGCCUCUUCGCUUCGCCCUACACCACACUGCACCUCACAGGGCUGAUAAUGACCGAUCACUUUAACUGAUCUGAUUUCUUUUUGGCACAGACUUAAGCAUCUCCAUGUUAAAUUACUGCUCUUACUUAUACUGCCUCCUGUAAGAGACUAACACCAAACGAACUAUGUUAACCGCAAAGACACACAACCUAUAACCCUCCUGAACACACACACUCUCUCUCACACCACUUAUUUCUCCUUAAUUUUUGCCCACUCACCUCCCCCCUUCACCCUUUUCCCUGCUUUCUGAGCCAGGCACACCGGCCAUGUUGUAUUUAACUGGAUUGCACAGAUUUAACUGGAAGAAAAAGCCGCUGUAAGGUUCUCCAAAGACUUUGGACACCUGAAUUUGAGCAAUGCAUCUUCACAUGACCUUUUUUCAACAGCUAUCCACCACUUCACACCACACUUGUAUCACUUACUCACUGAUUUAUUAUCAUCUCGAUUGUGUCACACAGUAUACUAACUUUGAUCUUUGUAUAAUCAUUGUUUAUCAUUUUUUAGUUGGUGUUUUUUGCGGCGCUUUCAGAAGAUUUGCACUGUUGUAUGGCAUGUAAAUAUGACUUCUUUUACACAGCCGGUGUAAUAUAUGUGCUUGUAUUUAAAUGAUAUUUUUAAGUUUGUUUUCUGGUACGUUCCAUUUUGAGUUUCAGGGAUUCUUGUAUGGCUGAAAGAUGCGUGUUUAGUGGCAAGGAGGACCAUAAAUAUGUCGAGAAUGGCUUCUAAGAGGGGGGAGAGUGGUAAAAGCUCAAAUUAGCGCUCAGCUAGCUAGACAGGCUAAGCUAAAAUAAGCUAGUAGAGGAAAGAGAAAUUGUGAAACAAGUCAGCAGUGCCCACAGUUUCACUGUCAGUAGUUUAUAUCUGAAUUUUGUCAUACUUGCAGUUGAACAAGUGCAAUUUUUUGUACAUAUGUGACUCUUUAGCACCGAGCAUUUGAUAAAGUUAGCUUCGACCAACCAAGCCUUGAUGUGGUAGAGCGAGCUGGUGGGCUCCAUGGAUUCUUUCUUUUGUAAAUGAUUUUUCCUAGCAGGUAUGGAGCCAGUCCAGGGCAAUAAAACUGGUUAAGGAUGAUGAACUUUGUCAAUAACUGUACAGAGAGGAGGACCCUGUGGUUGUGUUGGCCUGUUUAGGCUAACUGCACAUUCAGAUAGUAUGCGAGCUACUGGAAGGAUGAGAGAUUUUCUUUAAGAGAAGCAGCAGAAUGAAGAAUUGUGUUUGGUACAUCUUGGGUCUGUUUUAUUCCGGUUAUCCUAACUUAAAUGUGGGAAAACUGACCUGAGGUAAGCGCCUAAUUCCGACUUUUCUCAUUGUAACUGUACUACUGAGUCUUGUGCUAGUGCACGGCGACAAAACUCACUUAUUGUUCACACAUCAUAUUUAUUAUUUACUCCUUUUAAGCUAAUAUUCUUUGGAGCUAUACUGUAAUAGUGUGAAAGGCAUUGUUAUGUGAAUGAGUUGUGUAUUUAUGUUCUUUUUGGAGCAGGUCUAGUAUUUGAAAUAUUGUUUAUCGUUAAAAAAAGCCUCUGUUGUUUCCAUGCAAAUGAUUUAAUGCUAAAUUGGUGUUUUAUUUUGAAUGAAUUCUAAUAGAUAAAUUAUUUUUGAGAAUAGCAUGAUGGUAUUAUAGGUCUCUUAUCCCUCAAAAGGUCCAAACAUGAUUGGACAUUAUAUAUGAAAAUGUUACUUUAUUACUUAGAGGAUUUACUGUAACCAAAGGACAAAUUAAUUUUAAAACGAUCUUUUAAUAAUCACUCAUAUCUCAUUAUGGAGAAUGUAUUUUCAAUACAAUAUUUGCAUUCUGACCAGAAUACUCAGACGUACCUUUAAGAAGCACAAUUUCAAAAUGAGACAAACCCAUAAUAUUUAAAUGGUGUAACAUUGGUUCUAACUGCACAGUCCAAAAGCCAUAUUGAUUAAAAACAAGUGGUAAUAUUUUUAUGAAAUGUAUUUUUCUUUUGUAUUAUAACCUGUAAAUGUGCGAAGUUGUUACUAAAAGCUGAAGAUGUUUUUCUUUCCAUACAGCAUUUUAAAAACAUGGUCUAUAUUUUACAUUUUAUUUCUUCCAUGAUGUGAAUAGCAUUACAGUAUUUUGGUUAAGUAUCUAAAUCAUCCAUUCAUUCAGUGUUCAUUUCUUUAAGUGGGCUACUUUCUUUUUACAAAUUGUCAGCAGACCAGUGUUAGGGUAAAUUUGUUGGUUGUUCAAUACCUAAUCACUGCUAACUACAAGUUGUCAAAUGUGCACAUGUACACAUUUAAAGACUGGUGUUAAGAAUUAAUCUUUAUACUUUGCUAAAAUGGAUCUUUUUCAAUCUCAAUAGCUUCUGUUCCGGUCCAUUUAGUUGCAUACUACUCUUCUCUGCAGUCAGUAUUUCCUCUGUUCAU
Messenger RNA from Cheilinus undulatus (humphead wrasse), 5936 nucleotides. It is a transcript of the gene ripor2, whose product is annotated as RHO family interacting cell polarization regulator 2. The record is from RefSeq and is a predicted model, not a curated record. The coding region runs from base 243 to 3455 and encodes 1070 amino acids. Lineage: Eukaryota; Metazoa; Chordata; Actinopteri; Labriformes; Labridae. The transcript is spliced from 22 exons.